This is a messenger RNA of Racocetra fulgida, 539 nucleotides long. NCBI's taxonomy places the organism in Eukaryota, Fungi, Glomeromycota, Glomeromycetes, Diversisporales, Gigasporaceae. The record is from the annotation of a GenBank genome assembly.
UAAUGUCUAAUAACAGUUUGUCAAAAAUCCUAUCUGUAAAUUUAAGUGAUGUAAUAAGAGGUUCAUGUGCAUCUUUAACUGAAAUUGAAUCCUAUUUUAAAACUUUUGAUCAAAACAAUAUUUCUGAAGCAUUUGAUGCUACUAAAAACAAACAAAAAGUUAUUACUGCUAAUGAAUGGUCUGCAUUUACUGAAAAGUUUUAUAAUUUACAAGUAGAAUCACAAUUAGGCUUUAAAAAUUUAAUUAUAUAUUUGGGCGAAGAAAGAAAAAAAAACGAACUUAUUGGUAAACCAACCGGUGAAAGCUUGGAUUUCUUUUACUUAAAAAGUGCAAUUAAAAAAUACAAUGAAAAAAAAUACAGUUCAGCUUACGAUUUAUUUCGACAUCUUACUAGUAAAGGAGCAGUAGACAGAACUGGAGAAGAGGCAAUUCAAAUAUUUAUAUGCUGCUUUGGUGUCACUCAAUUUCUUGAAAGAUGUAAUAAAUAUAGUGAUGCAUUAAAGGUUUAUGGAUUAUUGGAUUCUGAAACUAAGUUAUAA